AUGAACUCAUUCACGAAACUAGCAUAUUCACGGCAUUUACUCACCUCCUUCCUCACCACAUUUUCUUCAAUUUAUUUCUGUUUUACAGCAUCGGAAAUACCAUCUCACACUUCUGAGACAAUCGCAGUCGAUACAGUAUUCGCCUCACAACACACGGUAUAUGGACAGUAUGAACCUGCGUACUUGCAGACAAAUAUGAUCGGAAGCAAUACAAACACGAAUACGUUUCGUGUAAUUCAAGAACAGACUACAGCCAUGGCUUUCGAAUGGAAACCAAUGACGCACGAAAACUUUGAUUAUGUUUUGUUGGUUCAAGUCUUAGAUGAUUGGUGCGAUGUAGCGGUCAGAUUUUACGAAGGCGAUAUUGGUUUAUUAGAAUCUCUUGGCCUACCAUGUGAAGAUACAAGCCAUACUGCAGAAGGCUACACCACAAACGCCAUUUCUUCUAAUUUCCAGACGUAUCACUUGACGCACAAACGAAUUCCAAGAAUCCAGAAAGUUCGAAUACAGUAUAUGCAAGAUAUGUAUCCAGUUCUGAAGUGGGAAAAGGAACAAUCGGUCUGUGAGACGACUGAUGUGACCAUUAUAUUCAGAGGAUAUUCCACACAACAACUACAGAUGUAUGUCAUCUCGGGCGACCAAGUUGAGCAUUAUAUGAACGACUUCCAAACAGAAGAAGGAAUGGAAGAAGUUUUCAUUCUGUUCAACAGACAUGGGAACCGCUUCUCUCUACCAACGAUGGGUAACAUUUUUUUAUGUUUCUCAUGUAUUGCAAGGUUUUUUUAG
Schistosoma margrebowiei is the source of this 786-nucleotide messenger RNA. Lineage: Eukaryota; Metazoa; Platyhelminthes; Trematoda; Strigeidida; Schistosomatidae. The record is from the annotation of a GenBank genome assembly.